UACAAACAAAAGUUUUAAUACAGUUUAUAGAUUUAUAUUCAUUCAGUUGCUGAUAACAAGAAAUUUCAAAGCUUCAGCAUACUAUCCAUCUCAGUAGGUAACCGCAUUCAAAACAAUUGAGGUCUCUCACAGUGAACGAACGCUGGCUGCUGUUAUCAAUAAUUUUCGAUUUAACGAAUCGAAUUGUUUUAUUUUGAAUAAUAAAAACUCAAUUAAAUAAUGUCAAUUUUAAGCGAUUUUUCACGUAAUUUGACUGUUACAUUACUACUGUUCGGUAUAUUCCAUUUCUCUAAAACUGACUUUCUGAAGACUACAUCCACAACAAUUAAGCCACCAGUUCGAGCGCCGGGCUUAUCUUUGCCGCUGCCAAAUAGUCAUCCACCGAAAUGUACUAGAGAAGUGCCUGCAAUAUUUUCUCAGUACGAAAAAGACGUACCAAUUGUCGGGAAUAGUACUACGAAUUCGUUUCUCAAUGUUAUUGAGGUGUGUUGUAGGGGCUUCAAGCGCUAUGAAUACGAUUGGAGCAUGUGCGUACCGGAUUGUGGCAAUAUGUGUUUGCAGAACGGAUUUUGUAUUGAUGGUGGCAAAUGCAUGUGUUUCGAUGAAUUUGUGCACAAUUAUCGAAAUAUUUGUGUUCCUACUUGUCCAUUGGGUUGUCCACACGGACAAUGUUAUUUAAAUGGUACAUGUGUUUGCAAUGAAGGCUUUAUACUAGAUCCUUCGAAAAAGUUUUGUCAGCCAGAGUGUGAUCCUAUUUGUGGACACAAUGAAAUCUGUAUCGAACCUAAUAAAUGCAUUUGCGCAGACGGUUAUGCAAAAUCAAUACGACCAGAUUCAACCAUGGGGUGUCAGCCGGUGUGCAUACCUGAUUGCGGAUUUGGACACUGUAUUGCUCCUAAUGAAUGCAAAUGUUUUGAUCGUUAUGAGAAGCGUAUGAAUGGUACCGCUUGUGAAAGCCCUUGUUAUAUGCGCUGUGAGCAUGGCUUUUGUGUGAACCAAACAACUUGUAUAUGUCAAAAUGGCUAUAAAUAUGAUUAUAAUACCACGUCUUGUUUGCCUGAUUGUGACGACAACUGUGAAAAUGGAAUAUGUAUAUCACCGGGAGUAUGCCGCUGUUUCAAUGGAUAUGAACAUAAUGGAAUAAAGUGUUCAGCCAUAUGCGAAAACACCAACUGCGGAUACUAUGGUAAAUGUAUUGCUCCAGAUAUCUGUGGAUGUAACAUAAUCGAAGGACGAUUUAAAUCCUACCAACGUUGUGAAGAAGGAUUUUGCAAUGCAAAAGGUCGAUGUCGUUGUAAAGAGGGCAGAACACGUUUUAUCAAUCAGUGCGUUUCAACUGACAAAGUUACCACAUAUGCUUCUAUGAAUCCAUAUAAGAUGAAUGAAGCACUAAUUAACGAAUUCAAUUUAUUAAUUGGGCAACAUUUUAUGUUCAGAAAUGAGCAACCCAACUAUUUUUAUGGAUAACUCAUUUAAUUCAAAUUAUUAUUUUUUUUAUCACGUAUUUUUUAAAGUAUCAAAAAAACCUUAACUGUUUAGUAGACUUCAAAGGAUAAUACUUACAAAUUAAACGAAAUUCAAAGAAUGUUGAGUAGUUUAAUAUGGUUAAAUAAUCACUAGAAGCUUAAGGUUUUUUUUAUAGUCUAUAUAUAAGAAAAAAUAAACUAUAAAGAAUCUAUUAUGUAAAGUGUAAUAUGAUAUAAUAUGCUUUUUAAAAACAGUGCUUGCAUUGCAGGAACAGAAAACAGAAGGUAUUUUGCUAGGUGAUAUGUUCUUAUAGAUUUUUAUAAAAAACAAAAUUACCACAUUGUCAUUGAAGCACAUAUUUUGUAUCAAGCUGCACAAUGCAGCUUUAGCAUAUAGUAAUUUUACCAUAUUAUCAUAUUAGCAUAUUCUUGUGAAUACUAUAAUCAUAUUUCACCAAAAAAAAGAGUUCUGGAUACGUGUUUUAUUCAG
Teleopsis dalmanni is the source of this 1956-nucleotide messenger RNA. Its product is annotated as tenascin. The record is from RefSeq and is a predicted model, not a curated record. Bases 220 to 1467 code for a protein of 415 amino acids. NCBI's taxonomy places the organism in Eukaryota, Metazoa, Arthropoda, Insecta, Diptera, Diopsidae. The transcript is spliced from 5 exons.